Messenger RNA from Adineta ricciae, 924 nucleotides. The record is from the annotation of a GenBank genome assembly. NCBI's taxonomy places the organism in Eukaryota, Metazoa, Rotifera, Eurotatoria, Adinetida, Adinetidae.
AUGUCAUCAUCAUCAUACAUAUUAUUUUUAAACUAUCUCGGAAAUCAAAUAGUUAUCUAUGUCGGCAUAUGUGUAGUAGUCGCAGGUAUUCUGGGCGAAUCUUUGAAUAUUAUUGUAUUUCUUAGCCUGCGAACAUUCCGACAGAAUUCGUGUGCAUUUUAUUUAACUAUUAUGUCCACGGUCAACAUCUGUCAACUAUUAUCUAGUUUAUUCAAUCGCGUCAUUCCCACCAAACUCGAUAUUGAUUGGUCAAAAACAUCUGUAUUCUAUUCAGUCAUCGACCAAUAUUUAGCUACAUGCGCAUCGCUGCACUGGCAGAGAUGGGCUGAUAUUAGAGUGGCACAUCGUUUAACGGCAGUCAAUAUAUUGAUUUGGAUUCUUUAUAACAUUCCAAUUUUAGUUUAUUACAAUUAUAUUGUAUCGAAUACAAACCAACAAGCGAUCUGUGUGAUCACAGACCGAAUUUUUAUUCAGUUUAACAACUAUGCGAAUCGUUUUCUAGUGGGAAAAUUCUUACCUAUUUGUAUAACGUGCAUCUUCGGAGUUUUGGCACUUUAUAAUGUAAAAAAUAUCGCACGUCGUGCACUACCUGUAGCUCGACGUGCACUAGAGAAACAAUUGACCAUUAUGGUACUCCUACAAGCUGUUGUCAUGCUAUUUACAAACAUACCGUACAUUAUCACAUAUCUCCUUCAAGCGUCACUAGAUUUGACUGGUUAUCCGGUUAUUUCAGCACAAGUUCAAUUUGCAUUGUCAGUCACUAUGUCCGUCCUGUAUAUGAGUUUUGCUACGUCAUUCUACAUCUACUGUUGGGCAUCGAAUCGAUUUCGUCGCCAAUUGAAAUACGUCCUAUUCGAUAUCCACUUCAAUCGAUGUCGUGAACGAACAAUUCGAACAAAUCAAAUCGUACCCGUCGUAGCUUAA